AUGAGAAAACCCACCGCCGCUCAACUAGCCCUUUUGAUGGCCUCAGUCGCUACGGCCGCUGACACUACAUGCGCUAUCGACUGUUUCCAGGGUCUCAUCACAAAUAGCCCUCCAGCAGACUGCAAGGAGGCCACGAAUUAUCUCUGCUUCUGCACUAUGCCUACACUUCAGGAAAACUUUUCAAAAUGCGCCAACACAAGCUGCGGCAAAGAUACGAGUGCUGCUAUGACUUGGGCAAAUGAGCUCUGUGCUAAACUCGGAAAACCAAUUGAUCUUGGAUCUGGAGACGGUGCUCCCAAGACUGAUGCAACCACUGCCAUUGAUGCGACUACUGCCGUUGAGGCACCUGCUAGCACAACCGACGAGACCAAGCAGACUACUGCAGCCGAGACGACUGUUCCAGAAGCCGUGCAGACUACCGCAACCGAGGCUGAAAAGACUGAUUCCAAGGCUGAGGAGACUUCCAUCGAGACUUCUGUCCCAUCUGAGACUUCGCAAGAGACUUCACAAGAUACUCCAGAGACUUGCACCACGGAAACAACCAUGACCAAGACUGAGACAACCUUCGCCAAGGCUACGACCACCGAGGGAGCAUCUGUUACUACAGAUGAGGAUGGAUCUGUUGGUACGGUCACGGGAAGCGGAGAGACAGCAACCUCGUCUUCAGACGCUGAGGUCAAUGCUGGAUCUAUCACGACCCCUGGCUUGUUGGCGGUUGCCGGUGUUGUCGCUGCUCUGUGGCAAUUUGUGUAA
Fusarium pseudograminearum CS3096 is the source of this 753-nucleotide messenger RNA. RefSeq lists its product as uncharacterized. The coding region runs from base 1 to 753 and encodes 250 amino acids. The record is from RefSeq and is a predicted model, not a curated record. Lineage: Eukaryota; Fungi; Ascomycota; Sordariomycetes; Hypocreales; Nectriaceae. The transcript has 3 exons.